AUGGCGGACCGCAUCCGCGAGGCCGACGAGGGCAACGAGGCUCUGGACCCGGAGCUCCUCUACUCAAAGGACUACUGCAUUGGCGGAGGCAGCUUUGGCAAGGUCUACAAGGGCGUCGACAAACGCACCGGCCACGCCGUCGCCAUCAAGGUCAUCGACAUUGAAAACGCAGAGGACGAGGUCGAGGACAUCAUCCAAGAGAUCGCCAUCCUCUCGGAGCUCCAGUCGCCAUACGUCACAAAGUACUAUGGCUCCUACGCAAAGGGCGCCGAGCUGUGGAUCGUCAUGGAGUUUUGCGCCGGCGGCAGCUGUGCCGAUCUCAUGAAGCCGGGGCUCAUUGGCGAGGACUACAUUGCCAUCAUCGCCCGCGAGCUGCUCAUGGGGCUCGACUACCUCCACUCGGACAAGAAGCUGCACCGCGACAUCAAGGCCGCCAACGUCCUCCUCGGCUCCGGCGGCCAGGUCAAGCUCGCCGACUUUGGCGUCUCGGGCCAGCUGUCGGCCACCAUGACCAAGAAGAACACGUUUGUCGGCACCCCCUUUUGGAUGGCCCCAGAGGUCAUCAAGCAGUCGGGCUACGACCACAAGGCCGAUAUCUGGUCCCUCGGCAUCACCGCGCUCGAGCUCGCAAACGGCGAGCCCCCCUACGCCGACAUUCACCCCAUGAAGGUUCUCUUCCUCAUCCCCAAGAAUCCGGCCCCCAGACUCGAGGGAAACUUUACAAAGGCCUUCAAGGACUUUGUCGAGCUGUGCUUGCAACGCGACCCCAAGGAACGGCCCACGGCGCGGGACCUGCUCCGACACCCCUUUAUCCGCAAGGCCAAGAAGACGUCGUACCUGACGGAGCUGAUUGAGCGCCACGGCCGCUGGGCGGCCACCCACAAGGCCGACGACGACGAGUGCUGGGACACGGUUGACGCCUGCGCACCCGCCGAGCGCGAGACGGUUGACGAGGACAUGUGGGACUUUGGCACCGUGCGGCUGGUGGGCGACCGAGGCGGCGUCUUUGUCAACAGCCGCGCCGGGCUCAACGCCCUCGACGAGAACGCCACCAACGCCCGGGCUGCGCGCCCCGCCGAGACUGGCGACGCCAAGGACGAGAGGCGAGGCGACCUCAGCCCGGCCAAGACGCGCGACCAGGCCCUGCAGUCGAGCGACACGCUCAAGGCGGCAAAUCAGGCCACGUCGCGGCAGGGCAGCCCGCAGCGCAGGCCCGUCUCAACGCAGGCUCUGCCCGCCAGCUCGCCGACAAGGGUGCCGCUGCCGCCGAGUCCGGUCAAGGCUCUUGCGCGCGACGGGCUGGGGACGCCGUACAAGCUCAACACGCCGCGGCCGCUGCCGCCGGACCCAUCGUCGGAGUCUCCCGGCUAUGACGAAGAGCUGCAGGCCCAGCUGCAGCGCGACCUGGGCAUGCUGAACCUGAACCUGAGCAUGGCGUCGUCGGCGCGGUCCUGCUCGGUGCAGGCGGCGCCGUCGGCCGGGGGCAGAUCGCCGCAGCCGCCGCCGCACGACGUGACCUCGCGGUCGCCCAGCAGCUCGCGACCGCCGGCCAUGGCGAUAGCGGACAUUCCGCCGUUCAGAGGCCCGUCUCCGCGGGCCGUGUCGCAGCAGGUGACGGCGCAACGCGCGACGAGCACGGCGCCCAAGCCACUAUCUCCCGGCGAGUGGGAGGCGUCAGCGGUGCCGUCGUCGUUUCCGUCGCCCAUCUCGGCGAACCCCAACGGGGAGCUGGACGCGCUCAACGACGUCAUGUUCCCUGCGCUGGAGGAGGCGCUGAAGCGGCGACAGAUUCGGCUGCAACAAACGCUCAAGGCGGGGCCGCGGACGGUGAAGCAGCAGCGGGCCGAGGCGGCGCACGAGAAGCUGCGCAAGCUCGUGUACAAGCUGGCACACGUGUGCAAGGAGAUUGACCAGUACGACAAGGCGGAGCCGGUGGGGAUGGGCCGGGAGGUGGACAGCUUCCUGGAGGGACUGUUGGAGGAGAUCCUGGUGCGGGUCGAGCCGCUGGACGAGGAGGAGGCUUAG
Messenger RNA from Hirsutella rhossiliensis, 2025 nucleotides. RefSeq names its product kinase. NCBI's taxonomy places the organism in Eukaryota, Fungi, Ascomycota, Sordariomycetes, Hypocreales, Ophiocordycipitaceae. The record is from RefSeq and is a predicted model, not a curated record. Bases 1 to 2025 code for a protein of 674 amino acids. The transcript has 4 exons. Gene Ontology annotation, biological process: protein phosphorylation. Gene Ontology annotation, molecular function: ATP binding; protein kinase activity.